Messenger RNA from Chinchilla lanigera (long-tailed chinchilla), 2236 nucleotides. RefSeq names its product bactericidal/permeability-increasing protein (gene Bpi). Gene Ontology annotation, molecular function: lipopolysaccharide binding. Gene Ontology annotation, biological process: negative regulation of tumor necrosis factor production; innate immune response; negative regulation of interleukin-6 production. The coding region runs from base 464 to 1921 and encodes 485 amino acids. The transcript has 18 exons. NCBI's taxonomy places the organism in Eukaryota, Metazoa, Chordata, Mammalia, Rodentia, Chinchillidae. The record is from RefSeq and is a predicted model, not a curated record.
GAGGAUGACAACAUACCCUGGAAGCCAAAUACCCAGAGGAGCUGCAUGGGAAAAGGAGGAAACUGAGGCAAAGAGGAGAUGAAGACCUCGACUCACCCCACUCCCAGGCCACUAGCACUUGGUGCAAAGGAAGGGAGACACAGGACCCAGGGACGUUGAAUUCCUGGAGCUGGAGUCUGGCCCCACCUCUAGCAACAGCUGCCACCAGGCCUGGCCAGUCGCCGGAUAAGAAAUCCAAACAGCAGUCCCAGACUCAGCAGAUUAGAGACAGCUGCGACACCGGUGACUGCUUUUGCCAACUGAUCUUUAUCAGGGUCUCGGGUUGUGUUGACAGUGAAGAAGGGUCCAGGCAGCUCGGACAGGAGUCCGAUGCUCACGAUCACGAAGGCAGCAAGGAUGGAGGCGGCAGACACCUAAAACUGCAGGCCUGCAGGUUGUGGCAGCUUGGCCGACACCGGAGGACAUGGCCAGAGACCAGGACAACACACUGAGAUGGGCAACCCUCGUGGUGCUGGCCACCGUGGGCACAGCCCUGACUGUGACCAUCAACCCUGGCUUCGUGAUCAGGAUCUCCCAGAAGGGUCUGGACUACGUCUGCCAGCAGGAGAUACCUGUGCUGCAGAAGAGGCUGGAGAACAUCAAACUGCCCAACAUCUCGGGAAGCUUCAAGAUGAAGUUUUUGGGGAACGGAUAUUUCAGCUUCUACAGGAUGAAUGUCCUCAAUUUCCAGCUUCCCAGUCACCAGAUAAGACUGCAGCCCAACGUGGGCCUUCAACUCUCCAUCAGCAAUGCCCAUGUCAUUAUCAGUGGAAAAUGGGAUGCCAAAAAGAAUUUCUUCAAAGCCAGUGGCGACUUUGUCCUGAGGGUAGAAGGCAUCUCCAUCUCGGCUGAUCUGAAGCUGGACAGCAACCCUGCCUCCGGCCGCGUCACCAUUGCCUGCUCCACAUGCAGCAAUUCCAUCAGCAAGGUCCGCCUGCACAUCUCCAACAGCAAAGGGGUACUGGGGUGGCUGGUCCGUCUCUUCCGCAAGAAAGUUGAUUCUUUGCUCCUAAAGACCUUGAACAAGAAGAUCUGCAAGAUACUGACCAAUUCUGUGGACACUGACUUGCAGCGUGACAUCCAGACUCUUCCAGUGACAUCCAAAAUAGACAAGGUGGCUGAGAUUGACUACAGUCUGGUGACUGCUCCAAUAACCACAGCUGACAGCCUGGACUUGCCACUGAAGGGGGAGUUUUUCAGUCAGGCCGGCCGCAGCCCACCUCCCUUUGACCCUCCGGUGAUGACCAUUCCCCCUGACCACGACCGCAUGGUGUACCUGGGCGUGUCUGACUACUUCUUCAACACAGCCGGGCUUGUGUACUACCAGGCUGGGGUCUUGAAAUGGAACCUCACCAAAAACAUGCUGCCAAAGCGAUCCACAUUCCACUUGACCACCGAUUUCCUUGGACAGUUCCUACCCCAGGUGUCCCAGGAGUUCCCCAGCAUGGACAUGCAGCUCGUUCUCUCCACCUCUUCACCGCCAUACUUGAUCACACAGCCUACCGGCCUUACCUUCAGCCCUAACCUGCAGGCCCAUGCCUUCGCUGUCCUCCCCAACUCCUCCCUGGCGUCUCUCUUCAUGCUCGGCAUGGGCAUGAACGCACACAUGGAAGUUGGUGCCAACGCUGACAGACUCACGGCAGAGCUCAUGAUGGACAAGCUGCACCUGCAACUGAUACACUCGAACGUCGGCCCCUUCCCGGUGGAGCUGCUGCAGGAUGCCAUGAACUACCUCUUGCCCACUGUGGUGCUGCCCAAGGUCAACAAGAGGCUGCAGAAGGGUUUUCCUCUCCCAAUGCCCAACCGGGUCCAGCUCAGCAACCUGGUGCUUCGCUCUUACCAGGAUUUCCUGUUGCUUGGAGCAGACGUGCACCUUCCCUGAGGUCACCGGGGCUGUACCUGGGGUGGGGACUGUGGCACUUGUUCCUGAGGGGCCGUGGCACAGGCUCCCUUUCUCCAGGGAAUCCCCCACAGACCUUGCAACUUCUCUGAACUCGGACCAGGAAAUGAUCUGAACACGGGGAGUUUGUUCACCAGAAACGUUCAUGGCACACAUUUCAGGGGUUCUAGGCUGCUUUCAAAGCUAGAUUCCACGAUGUGUCCUGCAGGAACUGCAUUUCAGUGGUGGUCAUGGUUUAUCUCUUUGGGCUUCGUAUAAAAAAAAAAAAAAAAAAAAAAAAAAGAAUUUCUUUUUCCU